CCUUCACAUUGCCCUCUCUCACACAGAGGUGCAGUGCUCUGCGAGGGCUCUGAGGAGGACGACCACCUCUACGUCUCCACAGAGGAUGUGAGAGUCAGCGUCACCCUUCAGAGGCUGCAGGUGUCAUCUCCACCUCUUGGAGGGACCUUCUGCAUACACCUGGGAAGCACAGUGAUAUCAGAUGUUUCUGUGCACAUCUCCUCCCACCAGCUCCGCAGGCUUCUGCAAACCAACACAGACAGUUCUACAGCCCCAUACUUCAACACCAGUGACUUCAUCGUGACCAAAGACUCAGAGACUUGCUAUGAAAGCAUCUGGACUCUCACCUGGAGAACAAAAGCUGGGGACUUGCCCAAUGUUAUCAAUGUCUCUGCUGAAAACCUCACUGGUCUGAAGCCAGCUGUUUCCAGUCGUGUGGUUUAUGAUGGGGGUGUCUUUAUUGGGCCAAUAUUUGGGGACAUGCUUGCUACCUCCAAUAACAAAACACAGGUGGUGGUGGUGGUGAAUGAUGUCCCAGCAAGCUGUUCUGGUUCCUGCUCUUUCCAGUUCAGCCAGGAAAUGACACCCUUAGUCAGUGAUGUGGAAUAUUCAGCAGAUGACAGAUUCCAGGCCACAGUAGUUAUCAGGGGAGUUGGUUUCUCUGAGGAGAGCACAACCCUGCAGGUACAGGUGAAGAACAAAACUUGCAACAUCAUAAUGUCAGACCAAACCAAAGUGGUCUGCAAGAUGGAGAGGCUGCCACUUGGAGUCCACCAGCUGGCAUUAUUAGUGAGGCCUUAUGGCUUUGCACUCAAUGCCAGCACAGGAGAAGGCAUCUUCCUAAGAGUUGAGCCCAGGCUGGUUGCCAUUGAACCUCCCAGAGCUUCAGAAAUUGGAGGAUUGAGAGUGGCUCUCAAGGGGACUGGUCUGGAAGGGGUAAACCUGGUGUUGUUUGGAUCUCAGCCUUGCCCAGUUUUGGAGGAUACCAGAAGUUCAACACAAAUUGAAUGUAAAGUUCCCUCCCGGGGGGCAGAAGAUGCUGCUGUCCACGUGACACUAGUUUCUGGGUACCAAUCAACAACAGUCACCAACUUGUUCCAGUAUGACCCUUCCUUAAACCCUGCAAUUGUAUCACUGAGCAGAAACAGAAGUGGCUUAGCAGGGGGUCGGGAGCUUCAGAUUGGAAUAUCCUCAUUUGCGAGCUACCGAGGGUCAGAUAUCAAGGUCCAAAUUGGGGGCGUGUGGGCACAGAUCCAGGUGCAGAUGGACAAUGGUCUUAAUGUGACACUUCCAGGCUUGGCUGUGGGAUGGUACAACGUUUCUGUUAUCAUCAAUGGUGUUGCUAUUGCUUCAAACAGGGUUGAGCCAUUAAUCCACUACAUCUCGGAGGUCUUCAGCAUCGAGCCGUGCUGCGGCUCUUUCUUGGGUGGAACGCUGCUCACAAUCUCUGGGCUGGGCUUUAGCCAAAAUCGGUCCCUGGUUUCCGUUUCAAUAAAUGAGCAAACCUGUCUGGUUACCCACUUGGCAGAAGAGACCAUUUGGUGUCUGACCCCGCCAGCUGCUAAUUUCUCUAAUGAAGUUUCUCAAGAUGUCCCUGUCAGAGUAAAUAUACUCGUUAGCAAUAGCUCACUUCAAAAUGUUCCUGUUGCAAAAAGCAUCACCUUUAAUUACCAAAGAGCUUUGACACCUCUGGUUACCACAGUUGACGUGGAAAUUUUGGAGAGUAGCAUGUUGUUGAGCAUCCAGGGGGUAAACAUCACUGGAUCUGUGGCUAAGCUGGGAGAUAGUGAGUGUGAGCUUGAGCUGCAACGUGGCAAUGAGUCUGCAAUGUUUUAUGAAUGUUCUUUACCACUGAGCAACCUGGAACCUGGGAUUUACCCUAUCCAGGUUAUCCAGAGACAGCUUGGAUAUUCUCAUGUGACAGCAAGGCUGCAGACCAUCACAGUAACUCCACGAAUAACCUCCAUAUUCCCAUCAGAUGGGUCCAUUUGUGGUGGGAUGUUACUUACUAUCUCAGGGAUUGCUUUGAGAUCCAGAAGAGAUCUGGAACAGGUCAGCCUGGAUGGUAAUUACUCCUGUGAGCUCCAGAGCUCUGACGACAAUACCAUUAAGUGUGUGGUCCUUUCAGAGACACACCUUUUGCCUUACCGGUGGUGGGCUGAGGUGUCUUGGGCUCUUAAUGUCACAGUGACUGUCAAUGGAAUCAGCAGUGUCUGCCCUGGGGAUUGUACUCUCCAUCUUCGUGAGCAGUCAACUCCCCUUGUAGAUGUGGUGACCUGGGAGACCAAUGGGAUGUACACCGAUGUGACCAUCAAAGGGCAGAGAUUGGCGUGGCCAGGUGACAGCCCUGUGGUGCAUGUGAAUGACCAGGCUGUCUGCAAGGUCACUUUCUGGAAUGAGACCAGCAUCAGGUGCCAGAUGGGCUGCAUUGCCCCAGGGGAGCAUAACAUCUCCAUAUCCAACAGAAGAAGUGGGCAAGCUUGCUUCAGGAGUACAUCCAGUGUUCUCACCGUCACGCCUCAAGUCCACCAGUUCUACCCCCAAAACUUCAGUACCAAUGGUGGAGGCCUGCUCACUUUUGCAGGUGCAGCACUGAAAGGAAAGAGCAGGACAUCUGUUCUCAUUGGUCAGCAACCAUGCCUCAUCCUCAAUGUCACCUGUAUAGCCAUCCAGUGCACGGUGCCCCCAGGCAAUGGUGCUAGGGCACUGAGGCUGACAGUAGAUGCUAUCUCCUAUGAUAUUGGAGAAAUUAGUUACAGUGAGGAGUCUACGCCAACUUUCCUUUCAUUUGCUGUGACUGGCCUCCUCUUAACAAUAAAUGUAUCACAGGUCAUGGAGACGGACGCCAUCCAUGUAUUUGUUGGAGACUCUGCUUGUAGGGGUGUUACCAUCACCCACUCGGAGCUGCAGUGCUCUCCUCCUCUGCUCCCUGCUGGUGAAUACCCUGUGCUGGGCCUGCAUGUCCCCAGGGGCUGGGCUUCCUCCAACCUGACCUUCAUCUCUCAGCUGAUGGUGACAGCUGUGCGUUGCAACUGGGGUGGCUUGAAUGGAGGAGUGGUUCACUUGCAUGGAACUGGAUUUUCCCCAGCGCAGACUUCAGUCACCAUCUGUGGCAGCCCCUGUGAAAUGUUGGGCAAUGCAACGACAACGAGCCUUAGCUGCCUUGCACCACGCUUACAAGCAUCCUUGGCCUUUCUCUGCAGCCUGACCCACUCUUCUGCCAACUGCCAAGAGGACAGAUCCACCAUUAUCAAAUGUGAUGUCCAAGUCAUGGUGGGCUCCUAUUGCCAGCAAGGACCCAGGUCCUACCUGUACCUGUGUGGGGAGAGCCAAGCUCAGCAGCAGCAGGGGGACUCCGUCCCUUCCCAGAGCCACAUUGCUGGACUCAUUGCCAGCCCUAAAGUGGAAAGAGAUGAAGUUCUCAUCUAUAAUAGCUCCUGUAACAUUACCAUGGAAACUGAGGCAGAGAUGGAGUGUGAGGGAGCUAAUCAGCCAAUUACCGCCAAGAUUACUGAGAUAUGGAAAAACUGGGGCCAGAACACUCAGGUAUAAUCAAAUCUCUUUUACAGACUGAUUCAAACAGCUUAAAAUUAAAUUUGUAAUAUUGUGUACAUU
Meleagris gallopavo (turkey) is the source of this 3594-nucleotide messenger RNA. The record is from RefSeq and is a predicted model, not a curated record. Lineage: Eukaryota; Metazoa; Chordata; Aves; Galliformes; Phasianidae.